AUGACCCCCCUCCUCUUCCAUCGAGCGUCCUCCUCCUCCGUCGUCCGGCACCACCGCCGCCUCUCUCGCUACUUUUCAUCAACUUCUGCCUCUCGGUCGACGUUUGGUGUCGUCUUUGACGUCGAUGGAGUGCUCGUGCGCGGCAAGACGCCGGUUCCUGGCGCCUGCGACGUGCUCCUCGAGCUUCAAUCGACCAAUACGCCGUUCGCAAUUAUGACCAAUGGCGGCGGAUCUCGAGAACAGAAAAAGGCCCAGCACCUUGAACAGCUCCUGGGUCAAAAUGUAGCCAUUGCUUCACGUCGCAUGUGUAUGAGUCACACGCCGAUGCAGAGCCUCGUGGCCAAACACGGUCAUGAACUCGUGCUUGCAGUAGGCAAAGACUGCCGUGAAAUGCGACAUGUUAUGCAGGACUAUGGGUUCCAGCACGUGAUCACGGUCGACCAAUUGCAUCGGCACUUUCCAUUGAUGUACCCGGAUGUUGCUGUUCUAGAGCCAUUAGAGGCCAAUGGACGGUUUGAUAUGCAGCCAUUUGCAGCGGUGUUUGUGCUCAUUGAUCCUAUUUAUUGGGGACGCGAGCUGCAGAUUGUCAUGGACGUCUUGUGCUCGCCCGAUGGGUUUUUGAGACAUCAGCCACCAAUAGUGGGUACUACGAAGGCUGUUGAUGGGGGAAGUGGUGGGGGAAAUAAAGGUCGUGGGGAACGCCAACACAUUCCGCUCUACUCGGCGUGCUCGGACUUUCAAUAUGUAGGUGACUUUCAUCUCCCACGAUAUGGUGCGGGGGCUUUCCAUGCUGUUUUGGAAGAUCUCUUUACCCGCACGACAGGGCACAAGCUCGAGAAGACGCUGUUCGGUAAGCCGCAGCGCACGUCAUUUGAGUUCGCUGAGACGCUCAUUGAUGCACAGCAUGAUCGUGUAGAACGGAUUUACAUGAUUGGAGAUAAUCCAAAGACGGACAUCCGCGGAGCCAAUGAAGUUGGCGGUAGGUGGAAGUCUGUGCUGACACUCACGGGCAUGCACGCUGGGCCGGAGAAUGACGAUGAACAUCCGGCAUACGAAGUGGUGGAUGACGUUGUGCAAGCACUGGCGUUUAUCAAACGAGACUUUGCAAGAUACCAGCGAGAAAAGUCGGGCGAGUGA
Messenger RNA from Peronospora matthiolae, 1137 nucleotides. The record is from the annotation of a GenBank genome assembly. Lineage: Eukaryota; Oomycota; Peronosporomycetes; Peronosporales; Peronosporaceae.